Molecule: messenger RNA, 5548 nt
Organism: Oncorhynchus masou masou (cherry salmon)
Lineage: Eukaryota; Metazoa; Chordata; Actinopteri; Salmoniformes; Salmonidae
Product: homeobox protein aristaless-like 4
Exons: 4
Coding region: 290-1399 (369 amino acids)
Biological process (GO): regulation of transcription by RNA polymerase II
Molecular function (GO): DNA-binding transcription activator activity, RNA polymerase II-specific; RNA polymerase II transcription regulatory region sequence-specific DNA binding
Source: RefSeq, a predicted model, not a curated record
UCUGGGUUGCAUCUUCUGAAGAAAGACGCAUUUUUGUUACUCCUCUAAACCUUAAGGGGAGUUUUUAGCUUUUGGUCAGCGAGUGGUUCCUGGAAAACAUCUGAAUCGUUUUAUAACCAAACACAGCUGCCGCGCCAGUGUAUGUGUGUGUGCGUGACAGUGUGUAUGUGUGUGUUCAUCCGUAUGUGGAAGAGGGAGAGAGAGUGAGGGUAUCUGUUUGCUUCCCUUUCCAAAACGGAAAGAAAGAAAAAAGUUUGGUCGUCUUUUUCUCCCAGUAACUUUUUUAGGCAUGAACGCCGAGACGUGCGUCUCAUACUGCGAUAUGACAUCCAUGGAUUCAUAUUAUAGCCCCUCUGCACCGCAAGGUAGGGAUCAUCCGACGAACCCGUUUAGGACAUUCCAAGUAAGUGACACCAAAUACAGCCCCACUUUCCUGCCAAACAAAGGUCAGGCUUACGGAGAAAAGUCUCGGAGCCCAUUCCAACAGGAGUGUCAGUCAUUGGAUGCCACCGCUGGAGAAGGCACCUUUAACAAAUACCACCUCUUCAUGCAGAGGUCUUCUUGCAAAACCCCCCCCGAAGGAGGCAAACUGCACCAAGAAAGCGGACACAACGGAGCGCUCAUUCCCUGCUAUGGUAAAGACAGCUCAGGACUGACAGACUCUGACCUGACCCCGAACUCUGACCCCUCUGGGAUGGACGGCAGCUACCUGAGUGUGAAGGAUCAAGGCGUGAAGGGCCCCUCGGAUCGCCCAGGCUCGGACAUGGCCGGCCCCAUGGACAAGGGCGAGGGUGAGAGCAACAAGGGCAAGAAGAGGCGUAACCGCACCACCUUCACCAGCUACCAACUGGAGGAGCUGGAGAAGGUCUUCCAGAAGACCCACUACCCAGAUGUGUACGCCCGUGAGCAGCUGGCCCUCCGGACUGACCUGACCGAGGCCCGGGUACAGGUGUGGUUCCAGAAUCGCCGAGCCAAAUGGAGGAAGAGGGAGCGCUUUGGUCAGAUGCAGCAGGUCAGGACACACUUCUCCACGGCAUACGAGCUGCCUCUUCUAGCCAGACCUGAGAACUAUGCACAGAUACAGAACCCAUCAUGGAUUGGUGGCGGCAGCGGAGCGUCUCCUGUACCAGGCUGUGUAGUGCCCUGUGACUCAGUCACAUCCUGUAUGACCCCUCACCCUCACUCCGGCAGCGGCGUAUCUGACUUCCUGGGCGUCCCGAACCCUGGGGGUCACAUGGGACAGACACACAUGGGCAGCCUGUUUGGGGGUCCUGGCAUGGGGUCAGGGAUCAACGGGUACGAUCUGCACAGCAUGGACCCAGACCGCAAGUCCUCCAGCAUCGCCGCCUUGCGUAUGAAGGCCAAGGAGCACAGUGCAGCCAUCUCCUGGGCAACAUGAUGCCUCAACAGCAGCAGGACAGGGGCCUCUGGGAACCCCACCACGUCCAAUCCAAGCCAAAGCAGAGAGGGGGGCCAGUCUGUGCUACUAUAACAGAAAUAUUGAUAAUCUAAAAUAAUAAUGAUGAUAAAAGCCAUAGCAAAUUGCUGAAGAGGAGAGAAAAGAGACUAACAAAUCUGGACAGUGCACUUCUUUAUUUUGUGUCUCUGAUGGGAGAGACCAGUGGACAUCAGAGAUGAACAACAGUCAUUCAGUCAGUCAGUCAGUCAGGUAGUUAAAGCAUGAGGUGAGAGGCAGGAAAUCAAGAAUCAGACCUAUCCUUAAAGAGACAAAUGAAUUGGUUGCUUGUUGGAAACAAUGUGCUGGUUAUACAGUAGCUAUAAACUAAAACACAACAAAAAUGACAAAAAAGCGGAAUAGAUUUGAACCAAUCCCUGCACUUAUUCAGUUAAUACAGGUAAUGCUGUUUGUACAGAUACUGCUAACACACCUGCUAGUGAGAGUCAAUAUAGCUUUUUCUGUUCAGGUGUUAUUAUACUUUCUUGUUUUCCCCAUAUUUAAAUUUUAAGUGUGUAUUUCUUUAUUCAUUUAGAUCCUGGUUUUGUCACAGAAUCCCUUGUCCCUUUCUGUCAGACUGUGUGCAAGUGCAACUAUUCUCUCCACAUAAACUGCAAACUGAUAUUCACAUAUUUACAUACAUUUGGCCUGAUUUGGGUCUGUGUGUACAUUUGGGUUUCCUAAGGUCAUUUUGGUCAGCUUCACUUCAAGGCGAGGGGUGUAGGUAACGGUCAAGCCCAAAGCCGAUCCAUCUCUGUCAGACUAACUGAAAGAAUGCUGAUAAAAUCAGUCAUAUUCUUCAGUUUGGGAAAGAGGUAAACCAUUUCAAAGGUAGCUUACUGUUUCUGGUAUGCAUGGUCAGCACUAGCAUACUUUAGGUUGGUGCUACCUUCCAACACUUAAAUGUCAGAUAUCAAUCCAGGUUUGUUUAAGUGCGGGCAGACAGAGAGCCCUACUUGCACCGCUGAUGGGCCGUCACUGAGCCAGAGAGGGACGGGGAUGAGGAAGUGGUGUGUGUGAGUAUGAGAGAGGUGCACAGAAGGCCUGCUGGGGGCUACAGGGUCUGGGAGCACCAGACAGGCUCAGCUCUGUUUGCAGGAGGAGAUUCAAAGUGGACAUGCCAUUUCCUCCCUUGGCAUUUCCUCACCUCACAUUUCCACCUAGCGAGUUACAGGAAAAGUGCCCUCCAGUCCCAUUGCCAGAAAUAACACCCAGCAGCAGCCCUGAACAGCAGAGAGGCCGUGUAGAUUAUAUAGACAGUUUUUGAGGGAGGAUAAUAAAAUGGUGACUAACGCCGUCAAUGUUGACCACUAUCUCUUUUCAUGCAAAGCCUCACUAUAGUGGGAUGGAAUUCUCAAUGGAGAACCUUUGGUGCUUUUGUUAGACGUAUUACUUUCUCUCCACAGAAGCCGUCAGUCAGUUUUAUACUGGGAACCCCAGGUCUCUUUCCACUUGGAGAAGACUUGUGAAGUGAAUCCCUGUGAAACAGUUUGUUGAGGCAGAGGAGGGCUGUGAAUUGGCUGCAGGUCAUGAUGGACUUGGGGGAACGUGUACUGCACAAAUUUAUUCCAUCUCUCACUCACUGUUUAUUUUCCUCUUGGAGAGAGCCGUCAGUAGGCACUUAGCAGCUCCACUCUGUUCCAAAACCAAUGUGCUCUUAUGCAUCUCUUAGUCCCAGAUGCAAUGUAUGUAUGGCCUUUCGCUGUUAGAGACACAUGUAAGUUCAAUGCUGAAUUUCCUGACGGUGUGUAAAGAAUGUGGAGAGUCUGCGUCCCAUGAGAGAGGUGUCAGAGUAGCAGGCUGUCAUAAAGACUGGAUAGCACUCUAGCAGAGCUCUGAAAGACCUUAUUUCCAUGUUUGCAUCAACAUGAUCACUUUACCAAUGACAGUAGAGGUAUGUUGUUAGAAAUUCCUCAUUCUCCGCGGUCAGCUGUCCUCCUGACAGCUUUAGCAUGACAACUUGAGUUGAGCAGGCUGAAUUUUGAGCCUGGCUUCAUUAACUCUUUGGCAUGGGGUCUGAGCAGGACCAUUUCAAGAAAAACCACCAGCAUGCCAGGAUGAGGAUCCGAUUACAGCCCCCGGCAACAAACAGAUCCCUCCCCCUAUAGUCCCCCGUCCCAUCCCCCCCGUCCCGUCCCUGGCAACAAACAGAUCCCCCUGUCCCACCCCUUAUAGCCCUCCCAGGGAACAACCAGAUCCCCAGUCCCUGCACCUCAGUGUGGACAUGGAACAAUGUGGGGGGCAAACUGUAUUCCGUGCUUUCAAUGGCUCCAUGUCACGAUUUGUGGAGGUGACAGCAAUAGUAGACGUGUUCCAUCAUCUUAUGCAUUAUGAGCUUUCUGUUUUCCCCACGUUCCCAUUUGGAUCAAGUCAAAACAAAAGGUCUCAUAGAUUUGAAGCCAAAUAUGAUACCCCAUGCACCUUAAGCGGAGAAUCCAUCUCUAAUUCCCUAACACAAGCCUCAUUAUUUCCCCUUUCACUCGGUAGCUCCGCUAGGAUAUUGUGGUAUGUACGAUCCAGGAUGAACUGUCAGCAUCUACACUAGGUAGCUCUGCUAGGAUAUUGUGGUAUGUACGAUCCAGGAUGAACUGUCAGCAUCUACACUAGGUAGCUCUGCUAGGAUAUUGUGGUAUGUAGGAUCUAGGAUGAACUGUCAGCAUCUACACUAGGUAGCUCUGCUAGGAUAUUGUGGUAUGUAGGAUCUAGGAUGAACUGUCAGCAUCUACAAACAAUGGGUCAGAAACCCUUUCCAAAUGACGACUCAGAUUGGAUCCAGUUAUACAUGGCAGUUCAAGCCUGAUGCAUGAACAUACUGCUGACAACAUGGCUUGUCUCUCAGUGGUUGGAGGUGCUCUUCUGAGAUUUGGAGAUGGGGCCCCUGUGCUCUCAUAGGCCGCUCUAAGGGGUUGCUGGGAGUGCGAACGGGCCACGGUGUUCCGGUGUUCUGGGAAAAGAACAGUGCACACAGCUGCGCUCAGGGGAUAAAUGCAAAACAAACAUGCCUUGCACAUGCUUCUCCUCAGCUGUCAUGGCUCCAUUUUCAAAGAAGCCCCCACACUGCACUAGGGCUCUCCCUCUCGCUCCUCUGGCCGAAUGCCUGCCCCUCCGGCACUACGGCCAUAUACAGCCGCACAGCCAGGCUGCAGCCUUUUUAAUUAACACUGGGACAUCUGUGGACAGGGAUUCUUUCUGGGAUUGUGUGACAGAACAGAGCCGCCAGUGGCCCUGUGCUUCAGGUUGGCCUAUAGCUGUCUCUGACUAGGGCUUGUAGGGUUUACAGUGCUGGGUUGGGUGCUUCUCAGAGCUCAAACACACAUGAAGCUCAGGUCGACACAGAGUUGAUUUGUUUACCUUUUUCGACAUGUUUUUGAAAACGUUUUAAGUUCUUUAUUUAUAGACAUGUUCUGUUAUCUGCAGUUCUCUAUGGAUUGAGAAGGACAAAACCAAAAGCUCAGUGUUAAAGACUGCAGAAACGUAGAAGCCCAUAUGAAGCCUUCUUGGAUGAAUCACAGGUUAAUAUGUAAAUAUUCUCUUUCUCAUCUACCCUAAUCGAGGCACAGCUUGCCUUAGGGCCUUAACUGAUCAGAUAUGCAGAAUUUAAGUAGUUGCGAAACAGCUUGUAUAUCAGCUCAUCCUGUUGUAGCCUGCAGGGGUCCCAGUCUGUCCCUCGGUGAUGAUGUCACCUUUCACACCACCCCUAUCAUUUCUAAUACUACUGAAGCAGGGCAAUAAAAAUAAGUAAAUACUUAUUAUAAUAUAAAACUGUGUGUUGUGUGUGCAUGUAAAAAAAAAUGUUUGGACUGAUUUACAGUAAUUUACAAAGACCCUUGAAAUGUUACUAAUUUGAUGUAAAGUAUUGCUUUAUCUUUGUGAGAUACUUGUGGGUUGGUUUUUGAGUGAUCCUUCUGAAGGGGGUGGGUGUUCUUGGUUUGUUGAGUUUCCAAGUAUUUUGAAAGGUUUUUGUGGCUUUAAGCUAUAUUGUACGGCUUUUUAAUUAAUGAUGGUAAUCUUUUACUUGUGUUCAUGUUCUCAUAUAUAUUUUGUGUGAGUUACUAUAGUACAGUAAGUUAUUGCACUUACGUAAUAUUUUAG